Molecule: messenger RNA, 1164 nt
Organism: Rhipicephalus microplus (southern cattle tick)
Lineage: Eukaryota; Metazoa; Arthropoda; Arachnida; Ixodida; Ixodidae
Product: guanine nucleotide-binding protein subunit beta-like protein 1
Molecular function (GO): protein binding
Source: RefSeq, a predicted model, not a curated record
UUCCAUGAGAGACGCGCGAUGAAAGUCAGAGACUUCGAGCUUUUCGCAAUUUUAGCGUUAUCACACCGUUACAAUCUUGUAGAGGCAGUUAUGUGACAAGCGUACUGUUUACUUGAGCUCCUAUUUCACCUUUUGUGGUCUUUUGUGAUGUCAAACAGAUCUCCAGACCCCUUCUAUACCCUGCGAGGCCACGGUGGACCCAUAACAGCGGUCGAGUUUUUCGGCGAUGUUCUUUUCUCGGGAUCAUCGGACGGCGAAAUAUUUUCUUGGGACCUUGAGACGUUUAGGAGGAGGCACACCCUUGUGGGACACAACAAUAAAGGCAUAUUAUGGAUCGGACAUUCUGAAAAUGCUUUGUUAACCCAGGGCCGUGACGGCACUGUGGCAAUUUGGACUUUGAAUGAUAGCCAGUGGAAGCAAACAGGUACCAUGGUGACAAGUGCCAAAGGAUUCUGCCAGUGCAGCCUUCCUAGCGAAGCGUCUACACUGAUCGCAACGCCGUCCGACCCAGACUGGAAGAUUUCACUGUGGGAUUUGGAAAGCCAGAAGUGCGUCGCAUCCACUCUCCAAUCAAAGGAGCAGCUCGGCAUGGCAAUGAGCAUUAGGCUUAGCAGGGACGGCAACGGCGUUCUUGCGGCGUACGAAAACGGCAGCGUCGUCCAUUACGACAUGCGCAGCGGUGGUGUUCCGGUCUCGACAUUGACGCUGUACAAAGAACCGAUAAUGUGCAUGGACUUCGAUCAAGUGCACAGGGUGAACAGGGGGAUUUGUGGUUCGGUUUCCAACGAACUGUGCGUGUUCGAACUGAAUGACGGCCAACUCGCUGAGAAGCGGAGACUGACGGUUACCAACGAUGGCUUCUCUUCCCUGCACGUGCGUGUAGACGGCAAGAUCGUUGCGUCGGGUGGCUGGGAUGGGAGGAUACGAGUGUUCGGCUGGAAGAAUAUGAAACCCCUUGCGGUGCUUGACUUCCACAAGGAAUCUGUGCAGGCUGUGAAGUUUUCGGAUAGGGAACUUUGCAAGGCAGGUUUGCUUCUUGCUGCUGGCAGCAAAGAUAGGACAGUGUCUCUAUGGUCUCUGUACAACUCAAGUUGAUGACCAUUUUCGUGCCGUGAAUACAAUGAAUAAAACAGUCCGAGCGCAUUUUCUACAAUAAAUUUUUUU